This is a messenger RNA of Rotaria socialis, 1200 nucleotides long. NCBI's taxonomy places the organism in Eukaryota, Metazoa, Rotifera, Eurotatoria, Philodinida, Philodinidae. The record is from the annotation of a GenBank genome assembly.
AUGACUCUUCAAUUUGAUGGUUGUGCUUUUUUACGUCAACGUCUUGCUUUAUCAACACUAAGUUACACACCAAUUAAGAUAAAAAAUAUUCGAUCACAAGAAAAUGAACCUGGACUACGAGAUUUUGAAAUAAAUCUACUACAUUUAUUAGAAAAAAUCACAAAUGGAAGUAAAGUAGAAAUUAAUUCUACUGGUACUUCACUCUAUUACGUACCCGGUACAUUAACUGGAGGAGUUGUUGAACAUGAGUGUUCAUUGCAGCGUGGCAUCGGUUAUUUUCUUGAGCUUGUUCUCUAUAUGGCACCGUUUAUGAAAACAUCUCUUGAACUGCGUCUCAAAGGCGUGACAAAUGAUCGUGAUGAUCCUUCAGUUGAUCUUAUUAAAUAUUCAGCAAUAUCAAUUAUGAAACGAUUCCUCGGAUCAGAUGAUGGCCUCGAACUUAAGAUAACAAAACGAGGCGUUAAACCGAAUGGUGGUGGUGAAAUUCUAUUUCGAUGUCCAACGAAAAUGAAAUUAAGACCUUGUCAAUGGACAGAUACUGGAAAAAUUAAAAGAAUACGUGGUGUUGCAUAUGCUCUGCGUGUAUCGCCAAGUUUAGCCAAUCGCUUGAUUGAUACAGCUAAAGGAUUAUUAUUAAAGUUUUUACCAGAUGUUUACAUUUAUAUUGAUCAUCAAAAAGGGCAAAAUGCUGGAUUAUCACCGGGCUAUGGUUUAACUUUAGCAGCUGAAACAAAAAAUGGCUCUGUGAUUUCAGCAGAAAGUUGUUCCAUUCCACGAGCUGCCGAGGGUGAUACAACAGCAAUAACAAUACCAGAAGAACUAGCAAAAGAAGCAGUCUUUAAGCUUCUCGAUGAAAUCUAUAAAGCCGGUGUUAUUGAUUCGUUUGGUCAAACACUAACAAUGAAUUAUAUGGCACUUAAUCAAGCAGAUGUUUCUAAAGUAAUUACGGGCCCGCUGAACGCUUAUUCAAUGCAAUAUCUUCGAUAUUUAAAACAAUUCUUUCAAAUAAUGUUUAAAAUCGAAAAUUCAGCAGAAAUACCAAAACAUGUCAGCGACAAGAUGGACGAUGACAUGAGUGAUUCCGAUGAGGAAAGAAAUGACGAUGACGAUGAUGAUGAUGAAUUAAAAACUGGAAGUCCAAAAAUCCUUCUAACUGCUGUUGGUAUUGGUUAUCAUAAUUUAACGAAAACAUUGAUCUAA